Molecule: messenger RNA, 804 nt
Organism: Glarea lozoyensis ATCC 20868
Lineage: Eukaryota; Fungi; Ascomycota; Leotiomycetes; Helotiales; Helotiaceae
Exons: 3
Coding region: 1-804 (267 amino acids)
Source: RefSeq, a predicted model, not a curated record
AUGGCCUUUUGGAACAAGAAUAAGAAGCGAGGCAGCGUCAACGUGUCGGUAAAAAGUGUUGAGCCAUUACGGGGUAUGGAACAUCCUGAACCGUCCUACUCACUUCCUGAUUACGAAAAAAAAGAUCUGGCAUACAAGAAGCAGAUAAGAAUUUUACGUUUCAUAUCUCGAUUCAUCACACUCAUCCUUAACGUGGCAAUGAUGGGCACCAUGUCCUUCUCCCUUUACAAAUACUUCACGACGAAGAAUUCCAAAGCAGGAGGUCAAUCCGCAUGGAAUCAAGGCACUGUCAUCUGGCCUUCGAUUAUGGUUCUCGCUAUCGCAACAAUUACAUUCGUCCUUAAUCUUUCGACUCUUAUUUCGUACUGUUGCAGCGGCGUCAAGACUGCCAACAAGAUUAGCAGCGUGACGAGUGUCUUUGGAUAUGUGGUUAUGCUAGCACACCUUAUCGCAUGGGCUACUGUGGCAGGAGUUUUCAGAGCUCUGAGAAAUGGAGAGGAUAUCUGGGGAUAUACAUGUAGCGCGACGGCAGAUGCUAUUCAAGAACAAGUCCAAAGUUUUGUCAAUUUUGGGAAGUUGUGUAAUAUGCAGCAAGGGACAUGGUAUGUCACUAUUGUCGAGGCAGUUGUCUACCUUCUUAGCUUUGUGUCACUUGUCAUGAUGACCCGUCGAGCAUCGCACAAGAAAAGGAUUAACCAGAUCCGGGAGAACAUGGCCAUGGAAACUGGCUAUGCACAUAAUCAGGGGCAGGGAUAUGACACUGGAGCGCGUGGAGAUGGUAAGAAGUAUAUGCCUAUUGCUUAA